UCCUGUCUGGUACAUUAGUGAUGCCAAGCCUUGGAAAUCAUGUGACAUUUACUGCAAAACGAGCAUUCAAGUAUUAGAAGGGGAAAGUCGAGAUUGCGCAGAAAUGUGCUCGUAUAGAUACGAACUGGAUGACUGUAGUUGAUAUUUGUAUCUCAUAUACUUCGUACAUUGAAGUGAAGGUGUGCUAUAAAAAGGGGCGGGUGAGACCGACUGUCACAACGAAGAAAUUCUUGAGCAGAUCAGCGUCUUCGCUUUCCUCCCCCGGUCUGGCUGGCCUUCUCGACUCUUUCUCCAACCUUCUUUCUUCUCUUCGCUUCUCUCUUCGUGUUUUCUCUUCUUCGUCUCGUGUCCUUUUUUCGCUAAUAGUCAUUGUAUUAUCUUCUUUUCGUCGUUCACUCGUUUACUUUCCGAGAGCCGCCUCUCCGUCGGGUGUGAUCCCUGGCUCUCAUCGCCCACUUCCCUCUCUUCCCUCCUUAAUCGUCAUCAACCGAUUCUCGCCUCAUCCGCCAUCUCAAUCCGACUAUAGCGCUUCCGAUUCGACGCGAUCGUCUCGAGAUUCUGCGAUAAACGACUCCCCGCGAUACGUAUCGUACAUUCCGGUCAGGGUCUCCCCCCGCUGACUUCCGUAUUCGUUUGGCCGGAUCAAGGGUGUCUAUUUGUGGCAUCGAGACUUCGACCUUUUAAUCGACGCAUACCAUCGAGUACCGUGGAUUAAGGGAUAGAAACGCCCCGAAUCGAUUGACCCGAUAGGCAAGGUGUCGAAUUCGGUCUAGAAAAAGGACAAUAUGCUUCUCCCCAAAGGUGGUGUAACAUGGAAGUCGGCCAAGGCCAGGUUGCCUCCAUGGAGAGCGAUUCUGGUGCUGGUAACAAGGACUCGCUUUCUGGUGUCUGUCGCUAUUGCGGGCUUGCUGAUUCUGUUAUGGAGUGGGAUCAGUAAGUCUGCAUCUGAGAUGCAGAGGUAGGCUUUA
Molecule: messenger RNA, 968 nt
Organism: Aspergillus glaucus CBS 516.65
Lineage: Eukaryota; Fungi; Ascomycota; Eurotiomycetes; Eurotiales; Aspergillaceae
Exons: 1
Coding region: 129-620 (163 amino acids)
Source: RefSeq, a predicted model, not a curated record